AUGUGGCGGGUCUUAGUGAAGAGUGGACUGGAUGCAAAGAAACUUUCAGUUUUUGGUGCAGAUGAAUCUUCGUUGAUAGCUAGACAGAUUUGUGAACAACUUGGAGUCAUUUGUGAGUCGUGGCAUGAGGAUUUGGUUUUAGGUUGGAUUCUUUCUGUCAGUUCUGCAGAGCCUUUUCAGAAACGUCUCCGUGGUGACCAUCAGCAGGAUCCGUUGGUCGUUGGAAGCCUCAGUCAACAGCAUUUCUCAAGGUCAAGUUCCUCUUCAGGUUCUGGUUUGGGUAGGACUUCAAAGGAUAUGGACUUUCUUUGGACACCACUCAGUGCAAAGCAGCGUGCAUUGAGGGACCAGACAGAGGCGAAGCAAGAACAUGAGAAUGCUUUGAAAGACAGAUGGUCAAAGGAGUUGUAUAAAGAGCUCAUGAAGGUUCAGGCACCAAUACUUAAUGGGAUGGAGAUUUGCGUCAACCAGUCAAGAGUGCAUGUGGCUAUUGCCGGCAAGACACGUCCUAGCACUUUGAAACGUUACAUAAAGGCAUGGAGAGAUUGGCAGACUUGGAAACUAAACACCUGGGGAAGCGAUGUUUUUGUCCAUCCUGGCAUGUUCUGUGAGUAUCUCUUCAAUCGCUUUGAUGAGCCGUGCGGAGCUACAGUACCAAAUUUCAUUUGUAAGGCAGUUGCAUGGUUUGAGAAAACAGCUGGCUUUGAUACUUCAGACACAGUUGCGUUGUCUCGUGCAGUGAUUCAGAUUAGGGACUAUUUGACUGAGAAGUUGUCAGCAGAUGCACCGCCUGUCAGAAGGGCUCCACGUUAUCCGGCAGUUGCAGUCGAAGCCUUGGAGUCAUUGGUUCUUGAUACAAAUGAGUUAGUUGGCAUGAGAAUCAUGGCAUGGGUUAAGCUUCUGAAGAUUUGGGGAGCAUUGCGCUAUGACGACAUGCAGAAAAUCAAGCCUGGUGAUUUGCAUCUGACAGGUGGUAGGUUGACAACCACUUUGCGUGUUACAAAGACUUCAGGGCCUGGAAAGCGUGUUCAGGAGUUGCCAGUUUGCAUUUCGGAGCAAGCUUUUGUCUGGGACUCUGAUUGGAUUCCUCAAGGGUUUCAGCUACUGAAGACCUAUGCAGACUUUGACAGGGACUAUUUACUGCCGAAACUUACAGCUGAUUGGGGCGGCUUCAUGCAGAGGUACGCCACAUAUCAGGAUGUCACUGCAUAUUCCUGUAGGCUGAGAAAACAUUUGGUAAGCCACUAUGACAUCAAUCCUUUGUUUCCUGAAGACUUCGCUUCUUUUUGGACAGAGCACAGUGAGAGAGCAACGUUACCGACUGCUUUGGCGAUGCUGGGAGUUCAGGGAGCUCAGAAGGACUUGGUAGGUCGUUGGAAGCCUGAGGCCAGAGACACUUAUGUAAGGGCAUACAACGGUUUGGUUUCACAGUUGCAAGCCAAGUACAGCAAGACGUUGAGAAAACAUGACCGCUACACGUUGUUGGAUGAGAUAGAUAUCAUUGAGAGUGCGGAUGCGUGGUUGCGUGACAGGAAAUCAGAGAUUUCGGAUGAUGAAAGGGCAGACUUGGUGCAUACGUUGAUGUCAACACUUGAUUCCUUUGCAGUGCAGGAACCUGUAGGGACUUUUGCAAAUCCAGAGCCCAUGUCAGAAGACUUUGAUGUCGCAGACCUGGAGACUACCGGAGAUGACAGACUGGAAUCAAAGGCGCAGAGGGAAACUGGAUACAUCAUUGAGAUGCAGGCACAUUUCUUUGAGAAUGGGGUCACGAAUGUCAACAAGUUUUCAUCCUUCUUCAGGGACGAAGCUGACCUCAUCAACGUUUUGAGGACGGAUUUCAAUGUGGAUGCAGCUGCAUCAUUGCAGGAUCGUGCAAAGGUAGCAGCGAUCAUAUGCUCUUGGAAAGAGACAGUCACAAAAGCAAAGCGCCAGGCUGAGGUGGAGGCUGAGAUGAAUUCUAGAGAGUGGACAAAGCCGAUACCGACUGGAGACUACGUUCAGUUGAGAAACUACUUCCAGAAGAACGUGGGCAUAGUGGAGGACCGAGUCAUGCCAUCGACAGAGUAUCUAGAGAAGAAGCUGCAGGAGCUGGAGAAUGGAGAAUUUCGUGCCGAAACAUUGGCCGAAGUGGUUUCGAAAGAUGAGAUAGAUCCUGAUGUGUUGGUUCCUGUGUUUGACAGCAAGGGCAGCUUGUCAGUGAAGAAGGGGAGCACUACGGUUCCUAUGCCUACAGGCCCAGAACAACUCAGACGCCGCCUCAGUGUGAUGCAGAAUUGCUUGAUGAUGUUGUCAAUGAAACAUGUUGGAAGGGAAGAGAUUCAGGACGUCAGCAAGGAUGUGUUCGAUAAGUAUAAAGAUUAUAUUCUUGGCGAUUACGUCUGGGGCCUUUCUUCAACAGAUCUCAAUGGGCAGCAGAUACAAACACCUCCUUGGGGAUUGGUACUUUCAUAUGAACAUGCAGUGCGGAAACGUGCAUACAGUCUCAUGUUGUCAGAGAGAUUGAUGUUAGGAGCAGCACUUGAGAAAGCUUGGAAAUGUCCCACGACAAAGGAACGCCAUUUCAUCACACCUUUGGCUUUGUACUCAAAGAGAUCUUAUGCACCGAGCGCCAAUCCAGGCAAAUGCAACUACAAAGGAUGCAAGUUCGUGCACAUGUGCAACAAGUGUUUCAAGACGGGGCACAACGCACUCAAUUGCAAGGCAGUGCGCAAGACAGAUACUGUGGUUAUUUUCGAGAACCCAGAGGACCUUGGAGCAGUUCAGCAAGGACCUUUUCUGGGACAGCGCCCAGCUAGCAUGUGGCAGUGGCCUGAGUUUAGUGAACUCCUAGAUUCUGGAGACUUUGCGACAGUGGAGCUUGUUUUGCAAAGUUGCGGAGGGCUACAGAAGCUGGAUCGAAUGUGUUUCGAGAUGGCGGCAAAGGGGGAGGACGAUCCAUACAUGAAAGCAGAAGUAUGGCGAGACAACUACGAGUCAGUGGGGGACCACGAGGAAUUUGUGAGACAGCAUUUCGAGGAGGAGUGCGAAGAAGGCUUGAUGGAGAAACUGACACUAGAGCAGGCCAAACAACGUUAUGGCGACAAAAUUGCAAUCUCUUCUUUGGCAGUGCUUGUGGAAGAAUCACAUGGCAACAAGCGGAGGAGAUUCCUUCAUGAUCCGGCGGAGCACGGUCUAUUAGCAUGUCGGGUCAAGCACUCUGACAACUUCAUCUUUGUGAACAAAGUUGGAACUUUUGGGGUUGCCUCAGCGAGUUACUGGUGGGGCAGACUAGCUGGUUCAGGCAUCAGACUGGUGCAUGAACUCUUGGGACCCGAGAUGCCGAUUGAGAUGCUGAUCUUUGCGGACGACUUGGAAUCGUUGGGGGCUGGAGUUGGUGGCAGGACUAUUCUUUGGUUUUUGGCUGACAGAACGCGAGAUGGUGGCAGUUUACAGGAGCCACCGCCCCUUAGAGAUGGUGAAGGAGAUGAUGUUAUCUUCUAUACAGAUGCAAAGGCGACAGAAUGUGGAGCUUGGAUUGGAGGUUUUCUUCAGGCCAAGGAUGGUAGUAUAGCGGAGUGGUUCUCUGAAGAGGUCAAGACCGAAUGGGCACCUUGGUUGUUCAUCCGUGGCGAUCCAAAGCGGGUCAUUGCUGCACUUGAGAUGUUAGCAACGCUCAUAGCUGCGAGGUUGUGGGCGAGGGGUCUAUCCAAAGGUGGACGUGGCAAGUGCUGGAUCAAGGGGAGUACAGACAAUCUCUCCAAUGCUUAUGCGGUUAGCAAGUGGAUGAGCACCAAGUAUCCACUUACAGUCUUGAUCAUGGAACUUUCAGAGACGUUGCGCACUAGAGAUUGUGAACUUUGUUUAGAAUGGGUACCGAGAGAGAAGAAUCAACUUGCGGACGAUUUGACCAAUGAAAAGUUUGACCAUUUCCCCAUGGAGCUUAGAGUCAGGUUGGUCGGAGGAGAUACAAAUGGUUGGUGCUGGACAGCCUUUUGA
Cladocopium goreaui is the source of this 3975-nucleotide messenger RNA. NCBI's taxonomy places the organism in Eukaryota, Dinophyceae, Suessiales, Symbiodiniaceae. The record is from the annotation of a GenBank genome assembly.